Cooperia oncophora is the source of this 690-nucleotide messenger RNA. The record is from the annotation of a GenBank genome assembly. NCBI's taxonomy places the organism in Eukaryota, Metazoa, Nematoda, Chromadorea, Rhabditida, Trichostrongylidae.
UUGUUCAGAGAGUCAUCUCAACGGCUUGCUAUACUGAUUUCUCGUCUCGCUCGGUCUAAAUUCAAAGUUGAGCAACUCACUGGUGACUUGUAUGGCAAUCGAAGGAUCAAAGUUUUGAGGCGUUUCAAAACCGGCACGACACGUGUGUUGAUUUGCUCGGAUGUCUUAUCUCGAGGAGUUGAUGUCGAGGGCAUUGAUUGUGUUGUGAAUUACGAACUUCCGAAGAAUGACCGCUUGUUUGUUCAUCGUGCUGGGAGAACGGGGCGAGCAGGACGGCUUGGACACGUUUUAAGCCUAGGCGACGGAGAAGAACGAAAGAUUUUCGUGAAGAAUGUGCUCCGCAAAAAUGGGCUCUGGGUGAAUGCCGAAGAAGAGGUCGUUGAACGGAAUGUGUACGAAAAUCAUCUAGGUCGCUAUGAAAAAGCACUUGCGCACCUUAAGAAAGAGCUCGUUGCUACAAAUGCUAUCGCAAAAGAUAAGAAGCCGAAGGUCAGUGGUUUUGCCUACCGGAAGAAAUCCAGCUGUACAUUACGUGGAAACACGAUGAGACGUAUAGCCAGCUUCACGCGAUAUCGCUACGGUUCUGUCUACAAGUGGCCUUUAAACUGGAUUCUACCUGCAAUGAAAAGAAGAGAAAUACUCACAAAACUCCAGGACAACGGCUGGGCUGACAAAGUAAGCAGUUGUUAG